This is a messenger RNA of Homalodisca vitripennis (glassy-winged sharpshooter), 2992 nucleotides long. RefSeq lists its product as uncharacterized. The transcript is spliced from 6 exons. Bases 772 to 1623 code for a protein of 283 amino acids. Lineage: Eukaryota; Metazoa; Arthropoda; Insecta; Hemiptera; Cicadellidae. Gene Ontology annotation, biological process: phosphorylation. Gene Ontology annotation, molecular function: transferase activity, transferring phosphorus-containing groups. The record is from RefSeq and is a predicted model, not a curated record.
ACAACGAGUUUACAUCCUUCAGUUGUGGUGGAAGCAUAAUAAAAAUACUAUAAUAAUUAAAGAAUUUAGUGGUAAAUAUCCAGGUAUUGCGAUACCCACUCGAUACUAUAUGUGGAAGUUGAAUAAGAAAUUUGAAAACACAGGAAGUGUUUUAAAUGCCCGAAAUGUGAUCGUCCACGAUCAAUUUGCAACGAAGAAAACCUGCAGACAGUUGUUCAAGCUUUUGUAGACAGUAGAGAUUUUUUAAUUUUGAGAGUUCAAAUUUAAUGAAUGGAUUGGUCGCUGUGGUACAAUCGAUUGGCCUGUGCGCUCACCAGACCUGACCCCAUGUGAUUUUUCACUGUGGGGUAUUAUAAAGGAGACUGUGUAUGCUUUAAAACAGCAAAAUCUUGACGAACUCAGAAACCUAUUUAGAAAUGCAUAUGAACUUGUUAAUAACGAUAUUUCCUUUAUUGCUAAAACAUUAUGAUUCUGUUCUCAGUCAUUGUAUGAAGUAUAUAAAAAGUGUAUGCAGAAAGUGGACAUUUCCAACAACUGCUAUAACAUUGUAUGUUAAUAUGUAAGUAAUUUCAUAUAAUGAAUUUGUUUUCAUGCCUAAAAGUGUUUUAUUCAAUUAACCUAUAACACCUUUAAAUUUAUCUUCUGGGGAAACUAACAUAUGCCCCACACUGUAUGUGUACCACCUGAAGAUGUGAAACACUCCCUCUUAGAGGGUUUAACGUUAUACCUGGGAAGAAAGUUCAUCAUUAGUUCUAUGUUUAGCUGGACUUGAUGACUAAGACCUGGGGUCUAGACAGUUUCCCCCUGUUGGCCAUGAUACACACAAUGUUGAAGACAUCGUCUGACAGUGAGCCAGUAACACAACUGACAAGGACAGAGUCUGACAUUGACAUUGUAAGCCACCUCAAGUCUAUCAAGAAACCAAUUGCCAGAUGGAUGAUCAGGCAACUGAUGGGACUGGCGAGCACGGCGGCGGGGAGGCGGGAGGUGACCAAGGAUGCCAGUUUGAGGAUGGUACAUCAACUACGGCUUGGCUACCUAUGGCUGGCCCACCUUAUGAAUAGAGAUGCUCGCCUGCCUGCCCCUGAACUCCUAUGGUUUUGCACCCACCACGAAAUCGGCCUGCUACUACGAGGUCCCAAUCCACAACUUUUACACAAAAUCAGUCGUAGACAGCGCAGUUGGCAGCAGUGGGAUCGUCUGCAGUUUCCUGAGGUGAUGACAGGUCUGCCAGUCCCAGUCCAGUUGAGCUCCCAUCCCUUAGUGUCAAGCGAGGAGCAGGUGCAAGGCACUCUAGUAUGUCCUGGCAGUGUGAGGGGCCGAGCAUGUGUUUUGUUGAACUGCUCUGACUCUGCCAGUCUACAGGCUGGGGACAUUCUUAUCACACACAGCACUGAUGUUGGCUGGACCCCUCUCUUCCCUCUUCUGGCAGGAGUGGUCACUGAGCUUGGUGGCUUGAUAUCUCAUGGUGCUGUGGUUGCAAGGGAGUAUGGUUUGCCCUGCGUUGUUGGAGCAACAAAUGCAACUCUCAUUUUCAAAACUGGUGAUGAAGUUUACUUGGAUGGAAAAAGCGGAUUAGUGCAGAAAGUGUCUUCUAUUGCAAAACAGAAACAAAAAUCUUGAUACAACUCUAUGAAAAGGAAUAUUUAAGUGAUUUAGAUUAUCUAAUCUAAAUUGGUAUCUAAUCUAUCUGAUCUAAAUUAAUCUAAUUGAAAGUCCUAGGCCCUUUUCUGUUUUUAAUCCUGAUAAACGAUUUACCAUCUAGUUUAAGCUAUAAAUCUGUAGUUUUUGCUGACGCUACUACACUGUACUGUAGUAUGCCAAAUAAGGAUCUAAACAAUCUUAGCCUAUUUAUGUCAAACGCUCUUGAAGAAAGCAUACAUUGGUUUAAGGUGAAUGGCCUAUCUUUGAACCAAACUAAAACACAACACUUAGUUUUUACUCUAAGCAGAGCCCAUGUCAGUCACGAAAAUUACAGUAAUGUAAAUCUCCUUGGCUUUGUACUUGACCCUUGUCUAAACUGGAGUGCACACAUCCAAAAGGCUUGUGCUAGACUAAAUAGAGUAAUCUACUUAUUAAGAAACUUAAGAAAUAAGUUACCACAGCCACUAUUAAAAAAUGCUUAUUUUGCUUUUUUCCAUAGCAUUCUGUUGUAUGGGAUAAGUGUUUGGGGUGGAAGUCACCAUCUAAAAAGUGUAUUGUUACUAAAAAAAAGCAAUAAGAAUUAUGAGAAGGGCAUCAUUAAAUGCUCAUUGUAAACCUUUUUUUUUAUUACUGAGGGAAUUUUAACUGUAGUAAAUGUGUGUGUGUGUGUGUGUGUGUGUGUGUGUGUGUGUGUGUGUGUGUGUGUGUGUGUGUGUGUGUCUUAGUAAAGUUAAGGAAAAUAUUGAUAGUUUUAAGCUGAUCUGUGAUAACCACCAACAUAACACCAGAAAUGACUAUCAGUUGCAAGAACCCUUCUGUAGGCUAAGUCUAACAAAAAAUUGGCUUGAUAGUGUCAGUCUUAAAAUGUUCAAUAAGUUACCACCUUGUGUUCAUCAAGUAAGCCUUUGCAAAUUUCGGUCUUCCGUGUACAAUUUCCUAGUGGUUAGGCCAUUUUAUGAUAUUAAGGAAUUUUCUGAGUUACCAUCUAGGGAAUUCAUUACUGCUUUUAGUUCGGGCUAGCCCAUUUUUUUCUGUAGGCUACCUUUUUACAUUGAUGUGUUGUUUAAAAUGUCUAUAUUAUUGUACCUACUGUAAAUGUUUCACGUAUGCCUGAUCUGUAUUUUAGUGUUUUAAACCAGUUAGAUGUUUUUAUUGUAAAUGUUGUUUUAACUUUCUGACAAAUCAACCAUUUAUGUAAAUAGUUAUGACAUGUAGGCAUUGUUAUGCAACCAUAUUAAUUGGUGUUCUAGGUACAAUGAUACUGUACUGAAACAGAUUGACUUACUAUAUUGACAUUGUCUAUUGCUUGUUACAGUUUAAUGACAGAAAUAAAUCUUGAAUCUUGAUA